GUUUGCGACUCAUACUUUCCGCCGAAUCUGACGUAUAGCGGGGCAAGAUUGCGACCCUCAAGGUAGGUAGCUCCAACCUAAACUGUAGCUUAAUCCAUCCCGUACGUGUAAAAACCCCACCAUUCUAUUUGCGCCACCCGUUACCGCCUUCCUUUCUCUUCACCUCUAUCAAGUUACAUCUAACUUGUACCUAAAAGUAUCAUCAUCCUCAUCGUUAAGUUCGACAUAGUACGCACCAAGACAAAAUCAUGUCGGACAACGUCGGGCUCUCGACGCCGCGAGGCAGCGGAACAUCCGGGUACGUGCAGCGCAACCUAGCGCACCUGAAGCCGCGGGACCGCGCGGCGCCCUACAGCACGAAGGACUUCGACGCGCUGAAGCACCGCCAGCGACAGCCGGACAAGGAGAUCUUGGAACACGACCGCAAGCGCGAGGUCGAGGUCAAGGUAUUCGAGCUGCGGGACCAGCUUGAGGACGAAGGAGUCGAUGAAGACGAGAUCGAUAAGCGCUGCGACGCCCUGCGCAAGGAAUUGCAAGCGAAGAUGAACAAGGGCGGCCGAGACGCGGCGCCGCGGAAGCAAUUGAAGGCGCACCAAGUCCACGAGCUGGCCGACGCGAAGAUCAAGGAGAGCGAGCGGUUGCGGAACGCGCUGAAGAUAAGCAAGAACUACGAAGAGGGAAGCCAUUGGAAAAGACAAGAGGAACGAUUACGGAAGGCCGUCGAGAGGGAAGCUUCCGACCAGAAAGACAGAAGCUAGUCUUAGAGACUUUCUUCUACUUGAGAAUCGCCAUUACUUGAUUAAUCACUACAUAGGUUGCGGGUCGGCGUUAGGGAUAGUUUAUUUCGAUUGAUAUGAUCAAGGGGUAUCAAUUCUUG
Molecule: messenger RNA, 877 nt
Organism: Annulohypoxylon truncatum
Lineage: Eukaryota; Fungi; Ascomycota; Sordariomycetes; Xylariales; Hypoxylaceae
Product: cwf21-domain-containing protein
Exons: 2
Coding region: 249-758 (169 amino acids)
Source: RefSeq, a predicted model, not a curated record